Messenger RNA from Papaver somniferum (opium poppy), 1449 nucleotides. Its product is annotated as F-box protein At3g07870-like. The transcript has 3 exons. NCBI's taxonomy places the organism in Eukaryota, Viridiplantae, Streptophyta, Magnoliopsida, Ranunculales, Papaveraceae. Gene Ontology annotation, molecular function: protein binding. The coding region runs from base 1 to 1449 and encodes 482 amino acids. The record is from RefSeq and is a predicted model, not a curated record.
AUGGAAAAGCUUCACACGGAUAUCGUGGAGAAUAUACUUGAUCGAUUACCAAUUCAGACAGUUUUAGCAGCCAAACAGGUAUGCAAAACAUGGAAAAUUCUCCUCCGUAGUAAGACUGAUAAGGUAGGUUUGCUCGUCGCUAAAUCAUGCCAUUAUCAUGUAAACGGAAACAGAACUUAUUCUGGAGAUCAGUUUGAUCUUAUUCAUGGGAAGAUGAAAUACAAUUACUCUUAUCAUAUACUUGAUGAGAUGCACAACUACCGCAAUUCUUUUUCACUCUUACCAUAUCCUGGAUAUCAGUCUCAGUUUGAUUAUGACAUGCUUGGGUCAUGCAAUGGUUUGGUUUGUAUCCAAAAACGAUGUUAUUGGAAUCUUGCAGAACCUUUUUUAAUUUGCAAUCCCAUCACCGGAGAAGUUGUGCAUGUUCCUAAAACUAAUACAUACAGAUUGGCCGGUUGGGCAUCGAACUUCAUAAUUGGGUUUGGUUAUUGUGAUUCAAAGAACGAAUACAAGAUUGUUAGAACGUACACGCUCUGCAUGGAGCCAAGGCUGGCUCCGGCUUGUGUCCAAGUUUAUACUAUUGGUGGUGACAGGGAGUGGAGAAAAAAAGAAUGCAUCAUCAAUAUUCCCGAAUCGGGUUCACGAAUAGGUAUCUAUGCAAAUGGAUCUCUUCAUUGGCUUGACCUACGUAAUUCCAUUAAGCACAAAGAUUGUUCUAUCAUAGCCUUCGAUUUGGAGGAUGAGAAGUUCCAUUUUAUUGCAAUUCCAUGUGUUGAAGAUGUUCAGUACAAACAAUAUCGCGUCAAUUUGCUGGGAGGGGAUCAUCUGUAUUUGGUGCACACAAUCUAUCAAAACCACUGCACGAAUAUCUGGGCAUAUAAGAGAAAAAAUACCAAUAUCCCUAAAGGAAAAUAUAAAGACACCAGUUCAUGGCAUUGGAUCAAGGAGUUCAACAUAGAGUGGGAAGAGACGUUCUGGAAAGAUGUGCUCCUCUUUGUGCCCAUAGCGAUUACACGGUACGAUGAAUUUCUAUUGCUUAACAAUCACAAGACCCUCUACUGUUAUGACCUUAAAACUUCCACAAUGAACCAACUUUUGGAUGGUGACAACAUGAUAAACGUAAUUCCUCACGCAAACAGCAUCGUUUCUAUGUCGACGUCGGAAGAUCUUAAAAACGGUUCAAGAUUGUAUUUUAAGCUUCCUAAUAAGACUGCACGGGCCAUGGACAAAAUUCAGCGCAAUUAUUGGUGGAACAAGAACAACUACAAACGCAUAUACUUGGUCGAUGGUCUCCUCCUCCUACCUAAAGGCUGGGUUCAGAUUAAUGUUGAUGCUUCUAAACUUUGUGCUAACCUUAUCACUGGAAUUGUGCUAAUAAGAUCUGAUGCAGGUGCUUUUGGAGGAGAAAAUGUUUCAGAACACAAGAUUCAGACAUGCAAGUCAAGCUGA